This is a messenger RNA of Rhipicephalus sanguineus (brown dog tick), 1829 nucleotides long. RefSeq lists its product as uncharacterized. Lineage: Eukaryota; Metazoa; Arthropoda; Arachnida; Ixodida; Ixodidae. The transcript has 9 exons. Gene Ontology annotation, molecular function: L-allo-threonine aldolase activity. Gene Ontology annotation, biological process: L-threonine catabolic process; glycine biosynthetic process. Bases 188 to 1303 code for a protein of 371 amino acids. The record is from RefSeq and is a predicted model, not a curated record. Gene Ontology annotation, cellular component: cytosol.
CGCCGUGUCGGCAGAGCGUCUGUCCGGCCCGCCGUUCGCAAACAAGCGUGCUCGCGUUACUACAGUUGCUUUUGCGUUUGCACACGCGCCCUUUGCUGAUCACGCCACCGCAGUGACAGCAGUGACAGUUCGCAAACGGUGCACGCCAAGAGAACCUUGCAGCGGACGUUUAAUUGAAACGCAGAGGAUGGACAACCCUCGCGUUGUGGACCUGCGCUCAGAUACGCUGACCAAGCCGACCCCCGAGAUGCGACAGGCCAUGAGGGACGCCGAAGUCGGCGACGACGUCUUCAAAGAGGACCCCACCGUCAAUGAGCUCGAACGUGUGGUGGCCGAGUUGCUGGGAAAGGAGGCCGCCCUGUUCGUGCCCACGGGAACCAUGGGAAAUUUGGCCUCGGUGAUGGCCCACUGCGACAGGAGGGGAGAAGAGGUCUUGGUGGGCGACGCCUCCCACAUCUUCCUCUGCGAGCAGGGAGGGACGGCGCAGGUGGCCUCGGUGCACAGCUGGGCCGUCCCGACGCAGAGCGACGGGCGGCUGCUCAUCGAGGACCUCGAGUCACGCGUCAGGUACCGCAACAUACCCUGCCCCAAGACUGCACUGCUGUGCCUCGAGAACACGCACAACUUCUGCGGGGGCACCGUCCUCUCCGUCGACUACGUGGAACAGGCUGCCCGGUUCGCCAAGCGCCACAACAUACCGCUUCACAUGGACGGUGCGAGGAUCAUGAACGCGGCAGCGUACCUGGGCCUGCCGCCGAAGGAUCUCCUCAAGGAUUGCGACUCUGUCAUGAUGUGCAUUUCAAAGGGACUUUCGUGCCCCAUUGGGUCCCUGGUGGCCGGAUCAAACGACUUCAUCUACAAGGUGUCGAGAGCUCGCAAGUGCCUCGGCGGAGGCAUGCGCCAGGCGGGCAUCGUGGCAGCGGCGGGACUCGUCGCGCUCAAGACCAUGGUGCCCAGAGUGCACGAAGACCACGACAACGCGCAGCGACUCGCCAGAGGCGUCAGCCUCCGGGGUAACCCGUACAUCAGCCAAGACCUGGCGACGGUGCAGACCAACAUGGUCGUCUACGAGUUCCGAGACACGACCAGGCUGUCUCCCCUCACGUUCUGCGAGCGCCUCAACAAGGUGACGCAGAGGGAGUACGACGACCUCCAGCAGGCCGUCACGGUCAAGAUGAUUCCCAUCGGGCUGACCAAGGCGCGAGCCGUUCUUUACAACGGAGUCAACUCGGACGACGUCGACGCCGCGCUGGUCAAGAUACGUUACGUCAUCGAAGAACUCUGUCGCUCCGCCGAAGCCUAGGCGUUAACGACUACGACAAGCACGCGAGCGUCCCGUGACCUUUCGCGCGCAUGCGCACGGCUGACGGUGCACCGCAGUACCUAAUAAUGUUGAGCAGCACGAAACAACACGUCAUGGUUCGCGGCGCUAUGUCACGUACCAUAAAAGCAUUUAGCACAAUUCGUUGCCUUUUUAUAUCUAUCGCAGUAAACCGCUUGUAAAAGUCUUGCGAACAUUUAGUUUCAAUUGACUUCAAUGCUUUGUUAUUCUGCGAAAGGAAGAAGCAGUCACACGCACGCUCGCACGCAAAAAGCAUUUGGAGUUACCUUGGUGUCAAUCGCCCAAACAAUACCGGAUUCUACGGUUGUGACGAUUGUAGUGAAAAAGAGUGGCCUCAGUGGCAUUGCUCUGCGCCUCAGCGGCAUUGCCAUCGGCAUGAGCUCGUGGCUUCUGCGCUUGGCCGAACGCUGCUGACCGCUGCCCGUUCUGCCGCAUUCCCUGCUUAGACACUAGCAAUGUUCUUUACUUCGGCCUAGAGUAGGCUUAA